Caenorhabditis sp. 36 PRJEB53466 is the source of this 2092-nucleotide messenger RNA. Lineage: Eukaryota; Metazoa; Nematoda; Chromadorea; Rhabditida; Rhabditidae. The record is from the annotation of a GenBank genome assembly.
AUGGCGCCGAACGGAAAAAUGCGUGAGAUCGUCUCGAUCCACAUCGGUCAGGCGGGAGUCCAAAUCGGAAACGCUUGCUGGGAACUGUACUGUCUCGAGCACGGCAUCAAUCCCGACGGCAUGAUGCCCGACGACACGAGCUUCGGCGUCGAGGACCAGUCCUACAACACGUUCUUCUCGGAGACUCCGUCCGGCAAGCACGUGCCACGUGCCAUCUUCGUCGAUCUGGAACCGACUGUUGUCGACGAGGCGAGUUCCGAAUCUUUUCGCUCUUUUCGAUCUUUGCCCGGCGCGCUGAUUCGCCGCCGACCAUUCACCGAUCCGAUGCGCGCACAAAAAGAGAGAAACAGUAUUAUUAUUAUUAUUUGCGGGGGCGGUAAGCGACGGAUCAACGGCGCGUCGUCCCUGGCGGAUAAGUGACACAGCACAAAACGGGAAAGGCGGGACUAUGACUUUCGAAGGAUAAGACCCGCGUAUUUUGUGCGGUCAUCUCAACUAAACGAUAGUGACAGUGAUGAUGCUGCCAAAUAAUCUGAUGACAUUCCCACACGUAGUCUGAGAAUUCGAGGGUGAAAUUUAACAGAAAAGAGGGAUCAAACUGCAGACUGAACGCCUCCGGCUCCUGUGAGGUAAACCUGGGUACGCUCCUUCUCUGCUACCCUACACUGACCAAGACCUGGGAGGUCGUUCUCCGGACGCGCUCUCUCGACAUGACGAGGAAACCGAAAAUGCUCGGGAAAACUGUUUUGAGUUCAGGUCCGAACCGGAAUCUACGCGAAACUGUUCCAUCCGGAGCAGAUGAUCAGCGGAAAGGAAGACGCGGCGAACAACUACGCACGCGGCCAUUACACCAUCGGAAAGGAACUCAUCGACGUCGUGAUGGAUCGUGUCCGUCGACUGACCGAGCGGUGCCAAUCCCUCCAGGGAUUUCUGAUCUUCCACUCGUUCGGAGGCGGAACUGGCAGUGGAUUCACUUCGCUCGUUAUGGAGAGACUCUCGAUUGACUACGGAAAGAAGGCGAAGCUCGAGUUCAGUAUUUAUCCGGCUCCGCAAAUCAGCACAUGUCAGCCCGUGUCCCCUGUUCUCUUCCAUUGCCAUUUAUUUCAGCCAUGGUCGAACCCUACAACUCACUUUUGACCACCCACACCACUUUGGAGCACUCCGACUGCUCGUUCAUCAUGGACAACGAAGCGAUCUACGAGCUGACGAAGGUGAAUUUGGGCGUGCGCAGUCCCACCUACACUCAUUUGAACCGUCUGCUCGCGCAAGUCGUCUCCUCGAUCACCGCUUCGUUGAGAUUCGACGGCGCUCUCAACGUGGAUCUCACUGAAUUCCAGGUGGGAAAUGGGGUAGUUUGAAAAAAAAAACAGUUCGAAGUUCCAGACCAAUCUAGUGCCGUAUCCGCGCAUCCACUUCCCUCUCGUCACCUACGCUCCUAUCAUUUCUGCGUAAGUUCUCUUCCCUUCCAGUUUUCUCAAGAAAUGUCGAGAAAUUUUUUGAAAGUACUAUCCAAGACUUCUAAAUAAACCUCGUGUUUCACUUCGGGCUCAAACGUUUUGUGAAAUUUCGAUCGUUUUGCAGAGAGAAGGCGUACCACGAGCAGUUGUCCGUGUCGGAGAUCACGAACUCGUGCUUCGAGCCGGGAAGUCAGAUGGUUAAAUGCGACCCGCGCAACGGAAAGUACAUGGCCUGCUGCCUUCUCUACCGCGGAGACGUCGUCCCGAAAGACAUCAACACGGCCAUUUCGACGAUAAAAACGAAAAGAGCGAUUCAGUUCGUGGACUGGUGUCCGACCGGAUUCAAGGUCGGAAUAAACUACCAGCCGCCGACGGUGGUGCCCGGCGGGGACACGGCCAAACUGCAGAGAGCCGUCUGCAUGCUCUCCAACACGACCGCCAUCCAGGAGGCGUGGGCGCGUCUCGACCACAAAUUCGAUUUGAUGUACGCAAAAAGAGCAUUCGUGCAUUGGUACGUGGGCGAGGGAAUGGAAGAGGGAGAGUUUUCCGAGGCACGAGAAGACAUGGCUGCACUGGAGAAGGAUUACGAGGAGGUCGGAGUCGAUUCAUUCGAUCCGACAGAAGAAGAGUAUUGA